UCGGUGGCCGCGCCCACAACGCUGGAGGCAGCUGGAGGCAGGAGGUAAAGCGGAGAGGGGCUGCUCGCUACCCGAGUCCAGCGUCCAGGGACCCGCUACGGACCACACACGUGGCUGAGUCUAGGCUCUCUGCCGUCUCGGCCAGUCCCUCGCUCGCCCGGCCCUCCUGUCGCCAGCCGUCUGGUGGCCCGAGGUGGCGGCGGGCCGGGCGCGGGACGCGAUGAGCGGCGCCUGCACGAGCUACGUGAGCGCGGAGCAGGAGGUGGUGCGCGGCUUCAGCUGCCCGCGGCCGGGGGGCGAGGCGGCCGCCGUCUUCUGCUGCGGCUUCCGCGACCACAAGUACUGCUGCGACGACCCGCACAGCUUCUUCCCCUACGAGCACAGCUACAUGUGGUGGCUCAGUAUCGGCGCUCUUGUGGGCCUAUCCGUAGCAGCAGUGGUCCUCCUGGCCUUCAUUGUCACCGCCUGUGUGGUUUGUUACCUGUUCAUCAGCUCAAAACCCCACACAAAGCUGGACCCAGGCUUAAGCUUACAGACAACAGGCCCCACGGAAGUGCCCUCUAACUGCCAAGGUGUAAACACGGUCAUUGCGGUGGAGUUGCGAGGAGGGAGUCCUCUCAGACAGAGUUACCCCUUCUUGAAAUCACGGCUGGAAAGCAAUGAGGGGCAGGUCAUGGACUCCAGACAUCUCCAGCACUGCUUCAUAGACACAGUGACAGCUGGUGACAUUCCAGGCAGCCCUGAGGAGGCCCUUGUUCCCAUCCCUGACCCAUGUGGACCAAUCCCAUAA
Messenger RNA from Cynocephalus volans (Philippine flying lemur), 790 nucleotides. It is a transcript of the gene SHISAL2A, whose product is annotated as shisa like 2A. The record is from RefSeq and is a predicted model, not a curated record. The transcript has 4 exons. Bases 221 to 790 code for a protein of 189 amino acids. NCBI's taxonomy places the organism in Eukaryota, Metazoa, Chordata, Mammalia, Dermoptera, Cynocephalidae.